Molecule: messenger RNA, 1959 nt
Organism: Paramuricea clavata
Lineage: Eukaryota; Metazoa; Cnidaria; Anthozoa; Malacalcyonacea; Plexauridae
Source: the annotation of a GenBank genome assembly
AUGACAGUACAGAAGGACACUCAUGUUACCACCAAAGUGAUAAGCAGCCCUUUAACUCAAGAGAGCAUAUUAAACAAGUAUUCUGAUGUCUUUAAUGGUCUUGGAACUCUUCCAGGAGAAUAUCAUAUGGACAUUGAUACUAAGGUUAAAGCGGUCCAGGCUCAGCCACGAAGAGUCGCAGUAGCUUUAAAGUCGGAGUUAAAGAAAGAGAUCGAAGAGAUGGAAAGACGAGGAGUGAUUGCCAAGGUAACAACAUCCACGGCGUGGAUAAGCAGUAUGGUUGCCGCGCGGAAACCUUCGGGAAAACUAAGGGGUCGUUCAGACUGAGUGCCCGGCACUAGUGCCCGGGUACGGCACUUGUUUGAGCACCAGUGUGAUCGCGAUACUCGCAAAAGAAUUCGGGCACGGUGCCCGAAAACGGGCACUACCUCCAGGGGUAGUACCCAACAACGGCACCGUGCCCAACAUGAACAACAUGGCGGCUGGUUCAGGGAGCAGAUGGACAGAAGCAGUAACAAAAUCAUUAUUGGAUGCGUAUGGAGAACAAAUAAUUCAAGAAGCUAUCGAUGGAAUGGCAACUAACAAGGUUGUUUACGAUGAAAUUAGCAGGAUACUAAAAGAGCACUCAAAUAUCGACAGAACAACGUCCCAAAUAGAAACCAAAAUUAAGAAAUUGAGAAGUGGUUACAGCAAGUUAAAAGAUCGUAUGAAACAGUCUGGAUCUGAGAGGCCGUACUUUUCGAGUGCUCUAUCAAGUGUAGAAAAAACUGCUUUAAAAGUUUGGGAGCAAUUGGAUAGGAUUCUAGGUAAAUAUUGAUGAAUAAUUGUAAAUUGUUCAAAUAAAACUUAAAUAAAUUUAAUGCCAAAUGCUGCUCAUUUUCUACAUGUUUGCAUGAUAACUUUAGGACAGAAAAGGGAAAGAGGUUAAUUCGCUGGCCUCAGAGUGACAAAACGUAAGAAAGCAACGGUUUUACUAACACUAACCCUAUUCCAAACACAAACUCUAACCCUAUAUAAACCCUAAUCCAAAUUCUUGACCUAACCUUAACCUAACCCUACUCCAAGUUUGUUUCUAAACCAAUCUUGAAGAAAAAAUUUUUGACGAAAUAUCAUUCUGAGGUUAGCGAAAUAAUUUCUUCCCAGAAAAGGUUGGGUCGAUCAAUUUGAAAGUUCAGUAAAGUUUGAAAAUUUCACAACCUAUCUAGAGUUUGUGAUGUAUUGUGUAAAGUUUGGCACAGUUUGUAUAGAUCGUUUAAUUAAUAGUAGUUAAUAAAGCACAAAUUCAGAGUAAACAUUUUAAAGUCAAAUUCUCAGAAAUGGCACAAAGCUUGGUUUUCACAUGUCGUAAUUCAUUGACAAUGUUUCCAUUGAUGAUCACUAAAUAUUAAAUUAAUUUCUUUCCGACAGACAAAGCAUUUUAUGCACCAAUGACCAAAAAAGUUCUUUUGUUUAUAAUUAAUAACAGGUCCUCGACCAGUGAAUAAUCCUCCUGAAGAACAGUUGUUUGAAAGUGGAACACAGCAAGUAGAGCAGUGUGAUGAUGUUGAUGCAGCAUUAGAUAUGUCAGAAGACGAGCAAUCUGCCAGCGCUAGUAAUCCACAAAAACGAGAGAAAAAAAUUGUAAGAGCAUCUCACAGCAAGAAAGCACGUCUUUCUGAUGUAAUCGAAAAGUCAAAUGAACAGAUGGGAAACAUAACCAAUUUGAUUGCAAGUAGCAUUGUGUCACCAGAGGUGAGAGAGAAAGAAAGGAAGGAAGACAGGGAAUUCUUUGGUCAGAUGUUCAGUAUGUUAUCUCAAACCAUGAUUGGGAUAUCCCAAAUGCAUCAAAAUAAUCCUCAUCAGUAUUUCCCACAUUCACAACAACCAUUUCAACCACCUGCAUUCUUUGGGAUAAAUCAUAGUGAAACACUUGGAGCUUCACAUGAUACAGUUUCAUGUUCAGAAAAAAAUAACAACUAA